Molecule: messenger RNA, 1305 nt
Organism: Closterium sp. Yama58-4
Lineage: Eukaryota; Viridiplantae; Streptophyta; Zygnematophyceae; Desmidiales; Closteriaceae
Source: the annotation of a GenBank genome assembly
AUGGAGCACAGCAGCAGCAAGCGACGCGCGGCGGCGUCGCACUGGAAGAGCUUCGGCGGACCGCGGAGCAAAAAGCCUGAACCCGCCACCGCAACAGCGCCCCCCGCGCUCUGGCCGCUGCUGCCUGCAUGCCUGCGUGGCCCCUUCCUCACGCAGCUGGGUGUGCCGUCGCCCGUGAAAAUGAAGCGCAACUCCAAGGCCGAUACAGCAGCAGGCUCACAGCAGCCGUUGGCAGCGUCGCCCUCCUCCCCCCCAUCGCCGUCAGCGGAUAGCGAGUCGCCCAACUUCCGCUUCUCGCAGCCGCUCUCCCUCGUCCGCAUCUCCUCCCUCGCCCCCUCCCUCACUCCUUCACCCCCCCUCGCCCCCUCCCUCGCUCCUUCACCUUCCCUCGCCCACUCCCUCGCUCCUUCACCUUCCCUCGCCCCCUCCCUCGCUCCUUCACCUUCCCCCGCCCCCUCCCUCGCUCCUUCAGCCUCCCUCGCUCCUUCACCCUCCCUCGCUCCUCCACCCACCCUCGCCUCCUCCCUCGCUCCGUCACCCACCCUCGCCCCCUCCCUCGCUCCGUCACCCUCCCUCGCCCCCUCCCUCGCUCCGUCGCCCUCCCUCACCUUCCCCUCUCCUGCCUCUCCUCAUGCCCCCACCGCCCUGCCUGCACCCGCCACUGCGCCUCGCACUCCCACGGUGACAGCGAAAGAGCUCUACUCUCACGUCAAGGCGUUCCUGGCGGGGCGAGCUGGGGGAAGUGGCAGCGCGCAUGGCACUGGGGACGGUGGUGGGGGAUGUACUAGUGGCGAGGGUGGAGGGGAGGAGGAGUGGCAGGGGCUGUGGCGAGUGGUGCGGGCAUGCGGGGUGGAGUCAGCAGGGGAGUUGAGUGGUGUGGUGGAUGAGAGGGGAUGGACCGCCAUGCACGUGGCUGCCCGCAAUGGUGACUCCCCCGUGGUCAGUCUCACCUCUCAUGCGUGCAUCUUCCCACUGGCACCCGUGCAUCAGCUCCCACACAUCCCCACCUUCCAUCAUCCUGAGUCUGCACACUCCCCAGCGAAGCCUUGUUCCACGCUCACACCGGCGCCCUUUUUUCUCCCCCCGGCUCCCCCGUGCAUGUGCCUGCAGCUGCGGGCGCUGUUGGACAUGCGCAUGCCGGCGGGGGUGUGCAGCACGCGCAAUGCCACCACGCCACUGCACGUGGCGGCGUAUGGCGGCCAUGUGGACUGCAUGAGCCUGCUGGUGGAGUAUGGGGCUGACAUCCGCGCUCGCACUGCUGGCGGCUGUGAGUGCCUGGCGGCUGUGAGUGCCUGGCGGCUGUGA